UAUGGUGACGCGAAGCGAAGUUUGGCAAGCUCAUCUUUUUGUUACCGAUAAAAUAAAAAAUUACUUUUUUAGUAAAACAGAAACGUAGUUUUAUACGUUUUCCGCAUAAUAAUAUAUCAAUUGUAUAUUGUUUAAUAAGUGUUUUAUUAAAUAAUUAAGUGUUAAAACUCAUUGAAAUGGCGACAGUCCCGGGCAACAAGCCCCAAUGGCCGACCCGGCCCGGCAUGCAGCAUCAAAACAGCCAUACGCCGAAUUUAACGCUCAACAGAACAAUAAAUCUGUACCCGUUAACGAAUUACACGUUUGGGACGAAGGAACCUCUGUUUGAGAAGGAUGCGUCGGUGCCAGCCAGGUUUCAAAGGAUGCGUGAAGAAUUUGUUAAGAUUGGUAUGAGGAGGUCAGUAGAAGGUGUGUUACUGGUGCAUGAGCAUGGAUUACCACACGUGUUGCUGCUACAGCUUGGUACAGCAUUCUUCAAGCUGCCCGGUGGAGAGCUUAACCCUGGAGAGGAUGAAAUAGAAGGUCUUAAACGGCUAUUAACAGAGACCCUGGGCAGGCAAGACGGUGUCAAACAGGAGUGGCUGAUUGAAGACACAAUAGGUAACUGGUGGCGCCCUAACUUCGAACCACCCCAAUACCCGUACAUACCGCCCCACAUAACCAAGCCCAAAGAGCACAAGCGCCUAUUCCUGGUGCAGCUCCAAGACAGAGCCCUAUUUGCAGUUCCCAAGAACUAUAAACUGGUGGCGGCCCCGCUGUUUGAGUUGUAUGACAACGCUCAGGGCUACGGGCCCAUCAUAUCCUCUCUCUCGCAGAGUCUCUGUCGGUUUAACUUUGUGUACAUGUAAACUUUAAGGUCAUCUUAAAAGUUAAGGUCAGUUUAAAAAUCUAAAUAAACAUUGAAUUCUAAUUUUUGGCAUAGGACAGCAUCAAAAUCCGGCGCUCAAUAACUUUAAAGGGGUCCUUAAAACUACUUUUGCAACAAGUGUAAAAAAAAGCAUAUAAAAAUUUAAGUUUCAGUGUUUUUGGUCCUUAGAACUAAUUUUAAAUAAUGUCUUAAAAUUUUUAAGGGCUCCUUUAAACUUAAGGCACACUUUUGAAGCGUAAAAAAAGCAUAUAACAAUUUAAGUUUCUGUGUUUUGUUCAAA
Messenger RNA from Maniola jurtina (meadow brown), 1148 nucleotides. It is a transcript of the gene Cpsf5, whose product is annotated as cleavage and polyadenylation specificity factor subunit 5. The record is from RefSeq and is a predicted model, not a curated record. Gene Ontology annotation, cellular component: mRNA cleavage factor complex. Gene Ontology annotation, molecular function: mRNA binding. NCBI's taxonomy places the organism in Eukaryota, Metazoa, Arthropoda, Insecta, Lepidoptera, Nymphalidae. The coding region runs from base 177 to 848 and encodes 223 amino acids. The transcript has 4 exons.